Messenger RNA from Fusarium tjaetaba, 1038 nucleotides. RefSeq lists its product as uncharacterized. NCBI's taxonomy places the organism in Eukaryota, Fungi, Ascomycota, Sordariomycetes, Hypocreales, Nectriaceae. The record is from RefSeq and is a predicted model, not a curated record. The transcript is spliced from 3 exons. Bases 1 to 1038 code for a protein of 345 amino acids.
AUGCUCAUCAGUGGAAACCAUCGUGCUCAGGCACAAUUCGAUCGGGCAAAAUGGCGCCCAAUCGUUAUGAUCCCUACAUGGGUUCUUCAGCUGGGCUUGUCUAUGUCUAUGAUGGGACUUUUCGCCUAUAGAUUGGGCGACAGCAUGAAGGUGAACAAAGACAGCGACAAGAAGAACGACGAUCCUACAAUUGAGAUUGUGUGGGAGGCUACAAAUGUAGCUCUCUGGUUCGUUGCAUCUCUAUGCAGUUUCGUCGAAAUCGCCAAAUACUUCGCUGAGGCAUUGACUCCGUGGACCAUGCUAUUCACACAUGUCAUAAAACUGACCUGCGCGAUCGCCACUCUCGCGCUUGAUAUAGUUGUCUAUACCGAGAAACACGACAAGCACUACUCCCUCGUCGCUCUUGGCUUAGACUGUGCUUUUAUCAUCACCUCACUAGUCCUGGUCUUUUACUCUGUGCGAAGAUACCGCCGCCUUUCCGCUUACGACGAUUAUACACACCCUGUCAACGUCAAGCCUUAUGGUUUCAACGACGACCUUGAGCGUGAUACUUCAUACGCUCGACAGUCUACAGACAAGCGCUUUUCUUCGGCAUCGUCACGAGCUAGCAUCAUCUCAAAGCGUGAAUCUGUCGAGAUGGGCACCGUCCAGCGAACACCAAGCGUCUAUUCACACAAGCGUGAUACCCAAUUCGACGACUAUGUAGCACGUCGCGGCUCCGCCACGAAAGAACGCAUCGGCAGCGGAGACUUCAGCUACGCUGGAGCUCAGGGCGAGGCCCAAGACUCUGGAGCAGCACUCACACCAACUCGCCCAAGGGGCGCCAGUAGCGGUCGAGCAGCGAGCUGGACGAGCGACCGAGGUCUCGUAGCUGUACCAGAGGAGGAGGACGACACAUCAGCUGGGAAGGAAUCUAAGGCAGAAAAGGAAAAGAAGGAUCGCGAGGCCCUUUUGGGCAACACUCCUCGCGAGAGCAUUGAUGGCCUAGUUGUUCCACAAGAAGCUGACCUUUCGGAGCCCAGGUGGCAGCGCGAAUAG